CCUCAGGAAGCUCGCGCCGGCCGCCAGCCCCCAUACUCACCCAGCCCCCAUGCACACCCGCUUGAGUGGUUAGGCGCCUGAAUCUGGGGCCUCUGAUCCGAGGGUAAACUGAGGCCAGAGAAAGGGCACAUCCUUCCCAAGCACUGGAGCACUUGGCCCCUGCUGCGCUGGAUGCCAUGAGUUGCUAAAAGUGAACCUGGCUUUUCAGCUGCCUUGGGGUGCUGUGUGGGAGGCCCAGAACCAUGUCGGACCUGCUACUACUGGGCCUGAUUGGGGGCCUGACUCUGCUGCUGCUGCUGACAUUGCUGGCCUUUGCCGGGUAUUCAGGGUUGCUGACUGGGGUGGCAGUGAGUGCUGGCUCACCCCUCAUCCGCAACAUAACUGUGGCCUACAAGUUCCACGUGGGGCCCUAUGGCAACACUGGGCAGCUUUUCACGGAGAGCUGCAGUAUAUCCCCUGAGCUCCGCUCCAUCGCUGUCUACUAUGACCACCCCCACAUGGUGCCCCCUGAGAAGUGUCGCUGUGCAGUAGGCAGCAUCCUGAGUGAGGGCGAAGUGUCUCCCUCCCCUGAGCUCAUCCAGCUUUACCAGAAAUUUGGCUUCAAGAUAUUCUCCUUUCCAGCACCUAGCCAUGUGGUGACAGCCACUUUUCCUUACACAACCUCCCUGUCCAUCUGGCUGGCUACCCGCCGUGUCCAUCCUGCCUUGGACACCUACAUCAAGGAACGGAAGCUGUGUGCCCACCCUCGUCUGGAGAUCUAUCAACAAGACCAGAUCCAUUUCAUGUGCCCGCUGGCACGGCAAGGUGACUUCUAUGUGCCAGAAGUGAAGGAGACAGAGCGGAAAUGCCGGGGGCUUGUAGAAGCCAGCAAUGCCCAGGUGGAUGGCACAGGUAUAGAAGGAGCUGACACAAUGAGUGACAUGAGUUCUGUAAGCCUGGAGGUGGGCCCUGGCAGCCGGGAGACUUCAGCCAUCACGCUGUCCCCUGGGGCAAGCAGCCGUGGCUGGGAUGAUGGUGAUAACCGGAGUGAGCACAGCUACAGCGAGUCCGGUGCCAGUGGCUCAUCCUUUGAGGAGCUGGAUCUGGAGGGCGAGGGGCCCUUGGGGGAACCACGAUUGGGCCCUGAGGCCAAGCCUCUGGGUCUGUUUCGGGAGCCUACUACCCCUGAGAAGGAUGAGGAGUAACUUGCAUCCUGCACCCUCCUGUGGGUACUGUUGCUGAGGAACUGAGCAGAUUGUCUAACCCUCUUCCUUCUUCACCUCUCCAGCCCAGACUAUGGCUGGGGAUGCCUGGGGGACCUGACUUCUACCCCAGGCCUCUAGUUAUGCCUUCUCCUCACUGCCCUUUUGGUUCCCAGGGCCAGAGGAGAUAGGGACUGUUACCUGUACCAGACUCUUGGGCUGCCACCCCUGUUGUCUUUUUUCAGAUUCAUGUUAGAGCGCUUCCAGAACCCAAAAUAAAGCAAAUGAUUUUCUUGUUUCACCUGUA
Molecule: messenger RNA, 1488 nt
Organism: Marmota flaviventris (yellow-bellied marmot)
Lineage: Eukaryota; Metazoa; Chordata; Mammalia; Rodentia; Sciuridae
Gene: Tex264
Product: testis expressed 264, ER-phagy receptor
Biological process (GO): protein-DNA covalent cross-linking repair; reticulophagy
Cellular component (GO): autophagosome membrane; replication fork; endoplasmic reticulum membrane
Source: RefSeq, a predicted model, not a curated record